CCAUGGAGUUACAUGUGGUCCAUCUGGAGAGAAAGAUCCGAGAUCUCCUGGAAAAUCUGGGUUUUGAGAUUUAUCCGUUUAAGGUAGGAUGGUACAAUGAGGUUCUUCCUCCAACUUUGCGACUGCGGUACUCUGAUGAUACUCUGGCAUUUGUAGUACUUAGCAUUCCUGCUAUGUUUGACAAGGCAUUCAAACCCUUCCUGAAGAAACAACUGCUGAAGAAGAUUCACGAUCCAGUGGAUCAAUGCAUUUCUUAUUAUCUCUCGCUGGUUAGGGAGAGUCUUGCUGAUCAGAACAUGGAUAUCAUGUAUGAUUAUGAGAUCCUGCCCAACCGGAAGCCCAAAUUCCUGGCCCAAACAGCAGCACAUGUGGCUGGGGCUGCAUACCUCUAUCAGAGAAAAGAUGUACAUCAAGAUUCCUGGGGAGAAAAAAAGAUCUAUGGUGUUUGUAUUCACCCCUCUUAUGGAGGUUGGUUUGCAAUCCGGGCUCUUCUGCUUUUCCCAGAUAUCAAGGUACCCUUCUUGCUGCAGAAAAGCCCUAUUGAUUGUGUACCAACAGAAGAAAAAAGAAUAGAACUACUAGAGAAAUUCAAUUUCCACUGGCGGGACUGGAACUAUCGGGAUAUUAUUGAAGUAAAAGAUAAAUACUCAGAAGAACAGAAAACCUACUUUGCAACUCCCCCAGCUGAACGGUUAAAAUUGCUGAAACUGGAGGAAGAAUUGCAGAGAAGGAUAAUUGUCUAAGUAGCUAUUUUCACUGUGCAAAAAUAUACAAAACACAUUCUGCUGUGCCCACUGCUAUAUAGGGACAGAAUCGAUGGAUGAGUUGGUAAAUCCAAGAUGGAACGCAAAUGCACUUUGCAUAGAGUUAGCGAGCACAGGAGGAUUUGCUUUCAAAUCAACACAGAAUUGAAUUACAAUAUUAGUAAUGCCUGUAUAUUCAGGCAUAGAAAUGUGUAAGUUAUAUUUUAUUUUAUUAGUAAUCGGGGGAAGGGGUCAGAAUCAUUCUUUGGUAGAAGGGGUGAAAUUGUAUGCUAAGGAGAGACAUAUUUAUAAAUUGCACUUUUUGCUAUCCUGUGGGAGAAAUUCUCCAGACAGCAAAUGUUCUGAAACAUAUUGUCUAAUAUUUCACAGUAUAAAGUUAUUUCUGGUACGAUACCAUUUUAGUAAUUCCCAGCACAUACGCUGAAGCUUUGAAAUCAUUUUCAUUUUGCUUGCUUGCUUGGUUGAUUUCCAGGCUUUCCAGUGCUUCUAAUGAAGCAUUUGGGAGGCUUGUCUAACCCAUGUAAUGAAAGAGAACUUAAGCAGUUUUAAAGAAAGCACAAUUAAAAGACACCAAAUAAUCUGACUCUCUACUAUAUGUUAAUUAUGUAAAAAUUGUGUGGCAAUUAUGCAUCUUAGUGAGAAGACAUAUUACUGAAUGACAUUGAACAGCAAUUUAGAUUCAUAUUUUUGAGAAAAGCAAUCCUGCACAAUUAUGCUGCUGAAAAGGAUCGUUGGUCCUACCUGAGAUGCACCUUCUCGUUGGGUGGAGACAGCAGCUAGGCCUGGGUUCUACUCGUCUGUUCAGACUGAUGGACAGAGUCUGUCAUUUAAGCUAAAUCCCACCCCUGUUGCUAGGGGCUUCCAGCUUUUGGCGGAGGAGGAAAAAUAGACUCGGUGUGUGGAUAAAAAGAAAAAUAGUAUUAGGGACCAGACUGGCGAAGUGUGGGGCUGGCUGCUGUCUCCACCCAAUGCGUCUCAGGUAGGACCAAUGCCCCUUCUCCAUUGUGGGUGGAGACAGCAGCCAGGCCUGGGACAUACCAAAGUUCAAUGUCCUGAAACCCGGGUGGGAGCAGUCUGGUCAGAGGACCCCCCUUCCACAUGUACUCUCUGUAACACUCUCCUCCCAAAGGCAGCCUCCGCAGAGGCAUAUUUAUCUAACUUAUAGUGAUGAAUAAAGGGAGAAGGGGAAGUCCAGGUAGCUGCCCUGCAUGUUUCCAGUAACGAAGCCUGCGUGGCCCAAGCUGUUGACAUCGCCGCGCUGCAUGUAGAAUGUGCAAUCAAGUUAGAUGGCCUAGGCAAAGAGCGCAGUUCGUAAACCGUGGAGAUUGUUUGUCGGAGCCAAUGACCAAUCGUAAAGGAAGUUACCUUGCUCCCUUGAAACAGGGAGAAAGGAGACAAACAAGGAUUCUGUCCCCCGGAUAUCCGCCGGACGGAUAUCCGUUGUCUUGAGGUAUAUCCGAAGGGCUCUCCGGACAUCCAGUGUCAGGUUUCAAUGUCGUCUCAAACAAAUUGCAUUUCAAACAAAUAGCCUUUGAUAAAAAUCUUUCAUUUAUUAAACACAACAAUCGAUCUCCGACUCCGUUGCAGCCAACACUAACUUCCUGGCCGAAACCCUCCCUUUCCUUUCCCCACUCCUCUGCGUCUCAUUGGCCAUCUUCCAAGUCACUCUGCCCGUAAUCUACUGCUUCAGCUCAAAGGAAUUUCCCCCCUCCCAUCCCAUCUCCUAGGGGAUAGCAUCUCCAGGGAAAAUAAGUAGGUGAAAAGUCAAACGUCCUCUUGCCAGAUGCCUCAUCUUCUCCUCCUUAUGUCAGCACUGGAGUGAAUGCAGCUUAAAGUGCUGACAUCCAGCUUGUGCCACCGCCAUUCCCGUGGAUGAUAUGGUCGAGGACAGAAAUCCAGGAGAAUAAGCUUCUGCAAACGGUGAAACGGAGUGUUAAUUUUAGAUACAAAAGUAGGGUCUAGUCUUAGGACCACUCAGUCCGCAUGAAAAACACACAAGUCGCUCCUCAUCGACAGUGCCGCAAUUUCCGAAAGAUGUUAUCGCCACUAGAAACGCCACUUUACAGGAAAGCAGCCGUAGGCUGGUAGACCGCAAAGAUUUGUACCGGGCACCUGUAAGGGAGGUCAGAACUAGAGAGAGGUCCCACGUGGACCUCUCUGAGAGGUCCCACGUGGACCUCUGUGCAGCACCAGAGGACACAAGUUAGUUGCCCCCCAGAGGAACCAACGUAUCAGAGGCUCGUGAGAUAAAGAAAGGAGAGACUCUUAAGUCAGGACUGACGAAAUAGCCACCACCUGCCUCCGAAGAGUAUUGGGUGAGAGCCCUCUGUCCAGACCGUCCUGUAAAAACAUCAGAACCUGUACAACUGAAGCCUGAAGGGCAGAGAACCCUUUGAGAUCACACCAAGCACAAAGGGGACGCCAAGUGGCCGAAUAAAUGCGGUCCAUGGAAGGCUGCCUAGAGGCCUGGAUCAUUCGUAUCACGGUGGCUGGGAUAUUGACCCGCUGCAGAACGCUCCACUCAACCGCCAGGUGGUCAUUUGCAGUCACUGGGGCUCCGGGUGCAACACCGCCCCCUGACUGAGACAAUCUUGGCUGCAUGGGAUCCUCCAGGGAGGAGAGACCGACAAACUCACGAGGUCUUCAAACCAUGCCCUCCUCGGCCAAUGCGGUGCCGGAAAGAUGACCUCCGCCCGUUCUUGCAAGAGUUUCCAAAUGACCCUCGGAAUGAGGGGAAUUGGGAAUGUGUAAAGCAGGCCCGGAGGCCAUGAGGAGCGCAGGGCAUCCACUGCUUCUGCCUAUUGUGAUGGGAACCACACAUAAAACCGUGGGAGUUGAGUCUUGUGCGCGGUGGCGAAAAGGUCGACUACAGGAGCACCAAAAUAGGUUGCAAGGUCCUGGAAGAUUCGAGGGUGCAGGUGCAACUCCAAGUGGUCAAUCAUUUGGCGACUCAGCCAAUCUGCCUGGACAUUCGAGUCUCCUGAGAUGUGUUCUGCCUUUAAGGAGGAAAGAUGACGUUCUACCCAGAGUCCCAUUCUCUUGGCUUCCAACAUCAGGGACAUGGACCUGGUGCCUCCUUGAUGAUUUAUGUGGGCCUUGGCUGAAACAUUGUCUGUGAGCACCAUGACAUGGGCACCGGACACCAGAUGAUGGAACGCCCAAAGGGCUAGAAAUAUCGCUCGUAAUUCCAGCCAGUUGAUGCUGCGAGAUGCUUCGUUGGCUGACCACUUGCCCUGCGCCACUUGAGACCCGCAGUGGGCUCCCCAGCCGAACUUGCUGGUGUUGGUAGAAACCACUAGCCAUUGGGGUUCGAGGAAUGGACAGCCCCUGGAAAUGGCUGGAGACUGCCACCAUCAAAGGGAUGCAAUCACCUCCCUGGGAACGGGAAUCCUGGCCGACGAUGUGCCGCUGCCCGCCUUCUGCAAUGGCAAAAGAAACCAUUGGCGGUCCCUCAAAUGUAAUCGGGCCCAGGGGACUAUAGAAAUGGCCGAGACCAUCUUGCCCAAUAGUUGGGACAGAAACAAGGGAGAUGCUUUCCUGUCCUUCUCAACCUUAGCCACAAGGGAUUUCAGUACUUAUCCUGGCGUUCCUGGGAUAAAUAAACCCUACCUUCUACAGAGUCGAUAAUUGCCCCCAAGUGAAGAAUACAGGUCGAGGGGAUUAGAUGGCUUUUCUCCGUAUUAAUGGAGAAGCCGUGGGAGGCGAGGGUUUGAACGGUCAACUGGAGGUCCAAAUGUGCCUGUUGAGGAGAACUAGAUAAAAUCAGAAUGUCAUCCACGUAACACUGGAGACAAACUGAACGAACUCUGAGGGAAGCGGCCAAGGCCGCUAAAAUUUUGGUAAAACUACGGGGAGCAGAGGAAAGCCUGAAGGGCAAAGCCCUGUAUUGAUAAUGGGCCCCUGCAUAACAAAAAUGGAUAAAUUUCCUAUGGGCAGGAAGAAUAGGCACAUGAAGAUAAGCUUCAGUGAUAUCUAUAGAACAGAGGAGAUUGCCCCUCCGAACGCCGUCUAAUAUAGUACGCAAGGAUUGCAUUUUGAACCUGCGGUAUACUACGUAGCAGUUCAAAAGCUUAAGGUCCAGAAUAGGUCUCCACCCACCUGAUGACUUGGGGACUAGAAACACACGUUAAUAGAAACCCUGUCCAGCUUCACCAUCAGGCACCCGUUGGAUAGUCCGAAUGUUGAGAAGAUGCUUGAUAGCCGACUCCAUAAGGGAUCGACGUUCAGUGUCAUUAGAAAGUGGACAGCACAAAAAAGACAAUGGGGGGUGGUGGUGGAAAGGAAUUCAAUAGCCAACCCUGAUUUUAUGGUGGCCUGGACCCAACAAUCAGAAGUCAUACGCUCCCAAACAUUGGCAAAGAGGCCUAAUCUGCCGCCAAUGGGAGGAUCUGCAGCAGUACUAACGACGGCGACGGAUUGAAUGACCCCCCUCCCCCUCGAAAGGGCAGUCUAGUCAUGUAAGGUCUGCCCCUUGCUAACCUAUCCUGAAACCCCUUCUGCCUGGGGACAAAACUACCCGUACUACGAAAUGAACCAGAUCUCCUGUCCAAUGCUCGAAUGGGGUUGAGAAGUAUACGGUGAAUAACGGGGCUCUCCCCUACAGAAGACCGUAGGCAAGAUUUUCCAUUUGUCCUUAGUUUCCAUCAGGAAGGAUUCUAACGGGUCCCCAAACAAUUUGUUUCCCAUAAAGGGAACAGAGGCCAGACGGCACUUAUGUCUAGCGUCGGCCUGCCAGUGGUGGAGCCAAACUAGGCGACGGGCCGCUAUAGACGAGGCCAGGGAUUUAGAAGCAAAACGAGCAGCGUUCAAGGUAGCAUCUGCCGAGAAUUGCACCGCUGCUAUGAUUUUAUUUAUGUCCUGCUUCAAUCUUGUGUCCUUGGGGAAGAAUUUGUCCUGGAGUUGUCAUAACCACAGCAGAGUCGAAUGGUUGAAAAUUGAGGUGGUGGUCGCCGAUCUAAUGGCCCAGGCUGCUCCCUGAUGAGCCCUCUGAAGGACCUGCUCCGACCGACGCUCCUCCGGAUGAAGACCCUCCUCCGGAUCUCCAGGAACCGAUGCAUUAGAUAGUAAUGCCACAACAGGAGCAUCGAUAGUGGGCACUUGAAGCAGAGAAGUCAAGUCCUGCGAUAUGGUGAAAUUCUUACAGUCCAUGGCUGAAGGCACUGGAGCAGACCCAGGCGAAGACCACAGUUUUCGUAUGACAUCCAGGAAGAGUGGCGAAGUGGGAAUGGCAGUCACUGGCUUAGGCGGUUCGGCAAAUAAAGGAUUUAGCGAUCCAGGAACAGCUGGAGGAUCGGGCUGCGCACUGGUCCCGAGCUGUGCCGUAUUCACCGCCUUAAACAGAAGAGAUUUAAAGAGGGCCUGAGGAAAGAGGCCUGUGAACGCCGGUUGGUCCGGAGGGAGACCUCAUCCUCAGACAACUCUGGUUCUUGUGGGUCCACAUCCUCAAUGGCCGAAGGCUGGCUGAUAUAGGAAAGGGCCGGGGAAUCAGACCCCGCAAUUGAUAAGGCAACCUCAUUGUCAUCUCUCUCAGGAGACACAGAUGGGUCCAAGUGGACAGCUUGGGCCGAAGCAUUUCUAUUGCUAGGAAAGAGAUGUGCUGACAGGGAUUGUUGUACCGCUGCCGCAAUCGUUUAUGGCCUGGAUAUCCUCAGGCCAUAAACAGGUCUGCACUUGGUCCCGGGCCAGUCCGGCUUCCGCAGAAGCUCGAACCGGAGCAGAAGAUGAAGAGGGAGCUGGCUCCACAGAGUAUGCGGGAGCAAAUGCCUUCGUAGUUCCUGUCGGCCCCGGAAUGGGAGCCGUGCCCCACAAGUCAGCCCCGGAAUGGGAGCCGUACCCCACAAGUCAGCCGUCUGGAUGGUCAACGGGCAAUCUUGCAGCGAAAUCUGAUCCGGAGUUGUUGGAGGACCAAGGUUCCUCCCACCUGGAGGCGUAGAGUCAGCAUUGGGAGGCAGAGGACGAUGGCCACUAGCCUUAUCGCAUAAUUUCUGUAAAACCUUAUCACUGCGCUUCUCAACCCAUGAAGAAGCUGAGGAAUGCUUGAUGCCCUUAUGAUGAGAAUGGGCCUCCUUGUUAUCGGAUCUGUUGGAAGGGUCCGCUGUUUGAGCAUGCUUAGAGAACAACUCUCCUUGGGAGGAUGUUGACUGCUCCUGUACAGAGGCCUUCCAGCCAUGCUUAGUUUUGGCCAGUGCCUUGGGCAUGAUAGGCCUUAGCGUGCGCUAUUGCCAAGGGGAAUAGAGGGUCUGUGAGAUAAGGCCGCCAAAGCAAUUUGCCUUCAGGCUCCACAAAAUGGCCACCAGCAGUGAACAUACCAGCCACACUAGAUUGGUCCAAGGCUCCGCGAGAGAGCAAGGCAGGAAGGGCAAUAAAUAUGCCCCCAGGUCAGGGUGUCAAAGACAAGCCCCAGAAAUCAUGCAAAUUGCCUCCAACCAACGAGGUGAGGCUUGCCAGUCGGCUGAUAGAAAUGCUGAAGUUGUUAGGAAAGCAGCCGAUGAUCCAAUCGUUCGCAAGACAAUCCAAAUCUCAAGGGAGCCAGGGGUAUAAAAGGCGCAGGCUGAAGCUUGGAGGCCUGAAGAAAGGCUCUAACGUGCUGCUCCGAUCAUGAGGGAAUCCAAAAUGGCGGCCGGAGCUAGCCCCAAUGACGGGAGCGCGAAACUACACCAAAACGCCCCAGGCGGUAGAAAUGGGGCCAAGAGCAGGAGAACCAGGUCUCUUAGCCUGCAAUGCAACGUUGGACGCCUCGACCAAAAUCGUUUGAACUGCCGACAAGUGGCAAGUGAAAGGGGAGCGCGAGGCUCCACAAGGUGGCAAGCGAUUCCAAAACGAUAGAAAAUGGCCACCCGACAGUUUCCCCAGGAGCGCGAAGCUCCACAGUUACAAAGCCUUUACAGAAGUGCAAAGCCUCUCCGGCCAAGCCAGCUGCUCAUGCCCCCGCCCCCAUGGGAGCGCAAGGCUCCACCAAGCCUCGUUACUGACCAGUUCACAGGGAAAUCCUCUACAGGGGCAAGGAGGCGAAACUGUCCUCAGCGAUCCCAGCUAGGCAGCUGAUGAGGUCAUGUAUGCCAGCAAUUGUCCAAAUUAGAGUUAGAGUGGUCUAAGGAAGUCCAAAGUCAAACCGAAGAAAUAUCCAAGUAAAAGUACCAAACAGGUGAAAGGCAGCUAGAGACACAGUUCCACACAACUGUCCAGUCUGAUGGACUGAGUCAAAAGCUGGAAGCCCCUAGCAACAGGGGCGGGAUUUAGCUUAAAUGACAGACUCAAUCCAUCUGAACAGAUGAGUAGAACCCAGGCCUGGCUGCUGUCUCCACCCACAAUGGAGAAUGGAUAAUUUUGCUGCCAAAUUUUGUCUUAGAUCCCUGUGUUGCCCUUAGAGCACAUCUUGUCCUCUCCUGACAUAGUGGGUAUAUGGAAACCCACGCAUGCAGCAGGAAUUCUUACCAGUACUAUAAUAUAAAAAUGCUUCAUGAUCACUAAUAGAGACUUCUUCUGGUUGAAGAAGAGCCAAAGGACAAUUGACUCUACAGCGCAAGUGUACAGAGUGGACCUUCCUGUCUCGCCUCACUGCUAUUAUUACUUUAUUCCCAUGGUUAUAAUGUGAUUUUCAAACAGCUUUAAUUUCUUUUCUUCCAUUGCUUCCUUACCAACAUUCUUUUCCUCUCUCAUUCUUUCAGUAAAACAUACAUUUUAUAAUAGUUUACUAUGUGACAAUGAUUGGAUUCAUUCCUGUAAGAUUUUAAUAUAUUUUUUCAGUCUUCUUGUAUGAUUUGCAUGAAAUGCAAUCCUUAAAGUCAAUUAAAACAGUUAAUACAGAAACAUCUCCCAUCUAAACCAGGAAAAGGGUGCCCUCAUUGCUGGCCUCACUACACGUGCAAAAGAGCCCUGGUCACCUUUUGUAGCCCCUCAUACACAGUCUGCCUUCACCUAAAACAAAUGUGUGGUCAUCCAAAGGUUGUCAAUUGCCUCUCUGCUAAAUUAGAAAAAAAAUAGUUGUAUAUUUUUUGUCAAAACUGAAUACUCCUGAUGGGUGAGGAAAAUGGAAGGAUACCUUUCAGCAUAAGGAAAUGAUCCAUAACAUGCACUUCAAGGAUGUCAAAAUGAUGGCAUGUGUGUCAAUGUCUUUCCCCAUUGGGCAAAGGAUGAGAAUAUUGGGUUUGUGUUAAUUUGUAUUAGAUUGCAUUGUGACACAAUUAUAUCAUUGUGUCAUUUGUGUUAAGAUAUAUACAUAUGGCAUCUUUUCCCUGGCAAUACAGAUGCAGUAUGUAGUAGCAUGUAGGCUAAUCUAACAAUCUGGUUUGUUUAGUUUUGUCUUAGCUUUUGAAAAGCUGAAAUAACUUUUCUGACAGAUCUUUUAGAAACUAAGAAACUUUUCUUCUUCGGUGAUCAGCAUGCUGUUUUUUUUUUCCAAUUUCAGAUUGUUUUUAUUUGUAUGAUUUAACUUGUAAAAUACCUAAAGAUGGAUAAUCUAUUCUUAAUGGUACUAAAACACUGGAAAUAAUAUAAAUAUAUAGCUGUAAGAUGUUAUUUGGUAUUUAUUUUGAAAAGAGAAUAAAGCUGCAAAGCAGACAGAAUUUA
This is a messenger RNA of Pantherophis guttatus, 9332 nucleotides long. RefSeq names its product metabolism of cobalamin associated C (gene MMACHC). Gene Ontology annotation, cellular component: cytoplasm. NCBI's taxonomy places the organism in Eukaryota, Metazoa, Chordata, Lepidosauria, Squamata, Colubridae. Gene Ontology annotation, biological process: cobalamin metabolic process. The record is from RefSeq and is a predicted model, not a curated record. Gene Ontology annotation, molecular function: demethylase activity; FAD binding; cyanocobalamin reductase (cyanide-eliminating) (NADP+) activity.